Closterium sp. NIES-65 is the source of this 1071-nucleotide messenger RNA. Lineage: Eukaryota; Viridiplantae; Streptophyta; Zygnematophyceae; Desmidiales; Closteriaceae. The record is from the annotation of a GenBank genome assembly.
AUGUUUGAACGGAAGGUUUGGGCGCGCAACCAAAAGGGGAAGGCGACGGAUGCGGCGCUCGAUGCGGUGAGCGGCAAGAGCACGGCGGGAGGGAAGGCGAAGCGCGGGCGCAUGGAGGACUUCUACGGCGAGGGAGGGGUCGCGGCAAAGCGUGCGGCCGACGAAUUGGUUGCCCUCUACCUCGCGGGGACGCGCAUAUCGGAGUCUCAGUGCGAGAACCCGCUCUUCCUCAACAUGCUGCGAGUCGUCGCCGCCGCCGGCCAGGGCUAUGUCCCCCACAAGCGGCACUAUGUCGGAGGCGCCGGCCUACUGGACUGCAAGCAGCGGAUUGAGAAGGCGUUGUCGCCCGUUACAAAGUCGUGGAGGGAGACGGACGUGACGAUCGCCAGCGACAUGAUGCAGGACAAGAGCGUGACUCGCCUGCGCGCCAUUCGCCCCCAGCUCACGGCGAUGAUAACGCAAAAGGACUGGGUGGAGAAGGGGGGGAACACCCUGACAGGGGAGGACUUCGAAGGGUGGGUGAUGGACUCUGCGUGGUGGAAGCAGGUGGACUUCUUUGUGCAUGUGAUGGAGGUGUUCUACAAUGUCAUGCGGAGGACGGAUUCAGUGAAGAAGGGGCUGAUGGGCCAAAUUUACGACAUCAUGCUGCAGCAGACGGAGGAGUUGGAUACGCUUGGAUGGGAAGGAGUGCAAGCUGAGCAGGGCCGGAUCUUGAACCCGGCCAACCAGGAGGAGGGGAUCUUUCUGGCGGAAGUGGAGUGUACCAAGGUCAUGCAGGACUGGCUGGAGCGUCAGAAGGCCUUCGUCGACAAAUACUGGAAGAAGGCCCGCGGCAAGAAGGGACUGGCGACCUGGCCCGUCUUGCGCAGCGAGCGCUGUCCCAGCCCAUUUCCGCUUCCCCAAGGGGAGGAGGAGGAGGAGGAGGAGGAGGAGGAGGAGGAGGAGGAGGAGGAGGAGGAGGAGGAGGAGGAGGAGGAGGAGGAGGAGGAGGACGGCGAUGACGACGAGGACGACGAGGACGACGAGGACGACGAGGACGAGGACGAGGAGGACGAGGAGGAGGAGAGCUAG